Molecule: messenger RNA, 690 nt
Organism: Mesorhabditis spiculigera
Lineage: Eukaryota; Metazoa; Nematoda; Chromadorea; Rhabditida; Rhabditidae
Source: the annotation of a GenBank genome assembly
AUGCAUCGAUUACUCGGGGAUUGGAGCGACAAGAUUACGUUCGGGGAGAAGCCGAUAUCGAUUCCGGCGAAGAACGAUCGAUACAAGGCCGUCCUCUACGAUGGCGACAUGCUACUCUCACCUGGGCAGCUGCAAAAAAUUGCCGACAAUGCGAUUGCCCUCGUCGCCCGUCUCUCCGUGCUGCGCGCCAUCCGAUUCUGGGCCGCGCAUACGUGCAUCAAGUUCCGACCGCGCACCAAGGAAAGCUUCUUUUUGAGGUUUGUGGGCUACGAGAGCGGGUGCUGGUCAGCUGUGGGGAGAGAUGACACGGAGCCCAUACAGAUUGUCAGCAUUGGAAGGGGAUGCGAGCAUUUUGGUGUCACGAGCCACGAGCUGGCGCAUGCCCUCGGCGUCUUCCACGAGCAGUCCCGGCACGAUAGGGACAAAUUUGUCACCCUGAAUUCGAGAGCCGUCGACCGAGAUAUAUUGUACAAUUUUGCAAAGAUCGGGCCCCACGAGCUGGCCACGUACCAACUACCGUAUGACGUCGGGAGUGUCAUGCAUUACGCGCCGACAGAAUUCUCCAAAAUCCGAAACGUCGCAGCGUUGAGCGCGGUCGACCCCUUCCUGCAACAAUCGAUGGGCUCCAUGGACAAACCAACAUUUUUGGAUGUCCUGGCCUUGAAUAUUCAUUAUCGAUGUACGGGUAAG